AUGGCGGAGCAAUUGGCCGCAUGUGCGCGACAGCUCUUCGAGGGCGCGUCGGGCAGCAACGAGCAGCGUGUCGCCAACGCGUGGAUCAUGCAAUUCCAGAGGAGCGCUGAGGCGUGGCAGGCUGCGCUGCAGCUUCUGGAGACACCCGUGCGUGACCCACUGACGCAUCAAACCUUAGCGGGCCCAGAGCUCGUGGCAAUACAGAUCCUACGGCUGAAGACGCAGCAGGAAUGGACGAAUAUUAGUUCACAGCACCAGCAGGUGGUGCGUCAGACCUUGUUGAAGUUGUUGGAGGUGGCGUGCAUGACAGACAGCGGCCUUUCGCCUGUGAGCCGCCGCAUCGCCUGCGUCACGCUGGCGGAUAUUGUGGUCAAGUCGUACAAGACGUGGACCGGGUGGAAGAAUGACGUGCAGCGGCUGGUGGACGCGGGUGUUGCUGCUCAGCGGCAGCAUAAGGGAGCCGCGGUGCUGACAGAGAUUCUUGGAGCUAUUCCGCUGCAGAUUCUAGCGUCCGAGAGGAUGUGGACUGCCGAGGAGAUGAAUGAAAUGCUGACGAUAUUUCAGGCGGAAGGAGAUGACGUUAUGACGGCGGCGCAGAUGGUUCUGACAAACAUGUACGUCGUUGCAGGAAGCAUUGCGCUUCGCUGUCUCGAAGGUUGGGUUGUGGGCUGUGUUCCUACCCACGAGGCGUUUGGUUUGACUGCUGCUCAUCUUUUCGCUCGUGGGCUGCUUGACGUGCUAUUUGCUGCUGUCAUCAAUGGAAACGAGGAACAGGCGCAGAUGGCUGCUGGAAUUAUCGCAGACUCUUUUGUGUCUGCGCCGGUGUCUGAAAAUAUGAUCAAUGCUGUGCUUCACUCGGCUCGUCGUUUAGUUGAAGCGAUGGCAGUUUUUCAGUCGGAGGUUCGAUCUCCUACCGGUGAGAUUAUAACAAGGGAGCAGCAGACGACGGCAUGCCGAGGCAUUUCAAGGAUCGCGUGCUCUUUAGCGAUGAAUCACGCCCCCAUACUGCUCUGGAAUCAAGUAUCUGGUAUUCAAACCGACCAGCAAUCCAGCUCAUCCAUGCAAUUUUUGGAGCUGCUUCUGGCUUGCUCCUCGUACGACGACAUCGAUGUGGUGCAGCCCACGUUGGAGAUCUGGUUCUUUUUCCUCGAAGAGAAUUCGUCGCAAAGCGAGGCUUCAUGGCAACUCUUGAACGCCCCCGGGAAGGAGCAUGUUGUUAGCGUGCUUUCCCGUUUGGUCAAUGCACUUAUUGAGCGGUGCAAGUACCCACAGUGGCUCGUUGACAAGCAGCAACUUGUUAGCGACGACCCAGAAAUUGAGGCGAUCUCCGACUUGCGCAGGUAG
Molecule: messenger RNA, 1344 nt
Organism: Phytophthora infestans T30-4
Lineage: Eukaryota; Oomycota; Peronosporomycetes; Peronosporales; Peronosporaceae
Exons: 6
Coding region: 1-1344 (447 amino acids)
Biological process (GO): protein import into nucleus
Cellular component (GO): cytoplasm; nuclear membrane
Molecular function (GO): small GTPase binding
Source: RefSeq, a predicted model, not a curated record